AUGAGAUUAGAGUGGUGUUAUAGGCUGUAGCUAGAAUAAACAUAACUCUAGACAUCGACGAUGGCAGCUUGCUGGAUAGGCCAGGUGGCCUGGCUGUUGCUUGCCACGUUGUCUACAGUCGAUUAUGCCAUCUCAGAAGAAAGAGGUUGGAACCUCCUCAACAAUAGUAAUUCUAUCGUCGAGCCGGAUACUAUCACCAACAUCACCGAGAAAGAUUUUUGGUGUAUCAUGGGUAUGAAAUGUAUAUUGCCGAGCGAUUGGACAGCUGGGUUAAAAAACAAGAAUCCCAUUGUAACCAGAAGUAUUAAAAACCCUCUUGCGUUUCCGUAUUAUACCAUUGCCUUUGAGGACGUAGCGUCGCAAAAUCCCGUAAGCACCGCAGUACUUAAAUAUCAAGGACCUAGAACAGUAAUGAACACUUAUGAGAAUAAGGUUGAGUACUCAUUAGCACAGCAUCAAAAGGACUCCCAAACGAGGUACUACAAUGAUACCUAUGGCGCUUCAUUCUUGCUACCGGAUUCGUCUACUUUCGCCAAAUUCGGUGAUGAAAUGGUUCACAUUGUAUGUGAUAAAGAACGUAAAUAUUCGACAAAACCAGUCCUCAAAAGUUGUCAUACUUUUUAUAUCCUAAAAUCACCAAGUAGCAUAACAUACGGGGUGGAUCCAAAUGGUGAUAUCAGUAUACUGCUGAAAGAUUUCCAUUCGGGUCCUUCUGUACAUUUGGGUUUUAAUCUAAAGACCGGUAACACGACCAAGUAUAAUGUCACUGCCGUUGCAACCGCUUAUGGCAACGAUAGAAUUGUAUUCCUCAAUGCUGGAGUCUUAGAACCCAGUGCAAAUGCUGGGAUCUAUAAUGUUUAUGUAUACCUCAUUCCUUGCAACCCCAAGGAUUAUGGGACUCAAAUUGAUGUAUUGCCACUUGUCAAAAGUACCAGUAUUAAAAAAUACACCGUGGGCGUCAAGUCUGGACAAAUACUUCUCACCUUUUAUGGACUGGACGCUUCUGAGAAAGAUUUGCACUUCGCAGUUCUUUCAGCUAUAAAUGUAAAUGGUACUGGAAGCACAUGUGGCAAUGGGAAUGCCCAGUGGUAUGAACUUGGUUUCAAGGGUACGUACUGUCAUUCCACAGAACAUUUAAUCGAGGUACUUCUUCCGUUGCAUUUAGGAGGAGAAAAGGUUUUGAUUUGUGCUGCGUUGAAGAAAAGCAAUUUGAUAGAGGAUUAUAGAACGCCUUUUGCAUUGAUGAUGCUGGAUGACAAGACAGAUACCAUGGUAGCCCCUGUAAUAGUGAAUGUUGAUGCGUUGGGAAGAGCGCGUAUUGUUCUCAAUAAGUUAAUACAUCCCCUAAGUGAAGUGCGACUUACACCGGCGGAUGGAGAUAUAUUGUUUGGUAUAACUAAGACAAUGUUGGCCCAUUCCGUCGCACAAUCGACAUCCAACUUUAAAGUAGAGGAGAAACUCAUGACGGAAAUCAGCAACGUUUCUUUGGAUCAUUCCGCCAUAUUUCGAAGGUUUCAUAACAAAGGCAUUAGCAUGCAUUCUGCGUCUAAUUUGACUUACAGCCCAGAUUUUUCUUAUAUGGUGGAUUCGCAUGCUUAUUGGUCAUCCGCGGCUAAAUUCUUUCCUAAGUUGUUAUUUGGCGUGGACAAGCUCUAUAAAAUUUCUGUUUGCAAUCGAUGGGAUCACCCUUACUGUUUAGCUGAAUCUGACUAUAGUAUGAAGGUAGGCUAUCUUGUUCCUAGCCCGUUCGUCCAUAAAAACAUGUAUGCUGAAUGGGAGCAGAACAGCAUUGUUUUCUAUAUUCCAACGACGCCCCUCUUUCCUAAAGUCCCGCAUAUUACAAUGGUAAAAAUAAACCCUGAAAGUGUGGUGGAUUACGACAGGAUAUGCAAUAGCAAUGCAUAUGCAGUUGCUGAACUGAUCAAUAGCAUGUCUUUUCAUGCAAUUAAUGCUUUCCAUGGCAUAUUUGCACAACCUGGCGUAGUUUACUAUCAACACAAGUAUCGCGUUACUGGAAUUGAGGAAGGUUAUCUUUAUGGUGUUUGUUAUUCAUUUGAAGGUAAAGAGCGUGUUAAUUACAACACGGUGACCACCCCUGAUGUCAAACACACUUUCCGACCUCCUAAAGGGAUUAAAUUCAAAUUGUUGACCAUAUUAAAUCCAAUGCGAUUUAACAAAAACCAAAGGGUGUCGUUCAGGAAUCUUGAAGUAAAUGCUGGUCCAAUUUUCGCCAUUAGUGGUAUGAUGAAUAAAAUAAUUUUGAGAGGCAUUUACAUGACAUCUGACCUCACUUACGAUUGUACGAAAUUGUUCAACAGUGCAGGUCAAAAACGGCCAUUGUCAAGUGUUGCUCCACGUGCGGAUUUUGAAUCAAUAUUUGGAAUAGAGCCUAUCUUUAACCGAGGAAUACCAGAUGCAACGGAUUUGCCAGAGGGAUUUUGGAUGCCCAUGGAUGAUAAAUCGUGGAUGGUAGGUCAAACAAGAUUGUUCUAUCGCGGCAAGGUAAAUGCUACGAAAACAACAUAUAAAAUGUGCUUUUGUUAUCAAGAUGCUUGCCUACACUCGGGUACUAUGAUAUAUUCACCAGAUCACACAUAUGAUGUAACCCGGUUCAUUAACCUUUCGGUACUUUUACGUCUGUCCUAUGGUAACCACACAUGUAUCUACGGUAGGGAAGAUUUGAAUUGUUUCAAGACCAUAAGUGCUAUGAAGGCUGGUCUGCCUGUAAAGAUGAAUCUCAACGACUCCAAAGCUCAGAUAAAACAUGUGACGUUUACCCAUGAUGGCACCUAUAUGUUAGUGCUUAGAGAGGGAGAGUUAUAUAGGUACAAUGAAAACAUGAAAAUUGACAAAAUGAUCAACUUAUCAAAAGGAGCGGAACGUGUUUUUGACUUCCCUAAUAUGGCCAUGUUUUUGCUGUCGGAUGGUACCAUACGUUACAGAUACGGGACCGAUCCCUUCGACUUUAAUAAACCUGGUGCUGCAUGGCCGUUAAGAGACCUUACGAGAGCUUUCUUGGAUGUUAUGGCCUUUAAAAAAAUUAGAUUGCCAUCUGUGAGAAAUCGCAUUAUAGCCUUAGAUAUACAUCCAGCUGAUGAUUCCGGAAAGUAUCACAUUUUCUAUGUGGAUGAUGCUUUCAUGUUGAGUCAUUCUAUUGUGAACAUAUAUGAAGCUAUGGACAAUAACGAGGCAGUUGGGGUGCUGUCAUCUACUGCAUCUGUCGGAAAUUUUGUAGCGUCAGACGUUGUACAGAAUGUAGUAGUCAAAGCAACUACUCGGCAGGAUGAUGGAAAGAGACAAACAUUUUUGUUUGUCCACACUUACGGCUUACCUCAUCUAUCUAUAUAUACUGUUACUGGCAGAAGGAUGGAAUUGCAUGGACAGAUGAGAACAACAGGCAAGAUUGUUGAUUUGGUUGUAGGAAAGAAUUAUUUGAUGGGCUUAACUUCUGACAUUUCACCUCGUGGCGAAAUAACUCACAACAUAAUUGAAAUUCCUCUUAACCGUCUCAUUAAUACAUCCCUUCAUUAUCCAGACAUACCCCGUGCCCUCUACUUGGGAACGGAGUAUAAAUUCAAUCCGGUGAGCACGGCGUACCAGAGCAAGAACUACUAUACUAAGCAAAAGCAGGAGUUAGAACAGUACGGGUUGACGUUGGAUGCGAACACAGGUACCAUAUCCGGUACUCCACAAAAGAUCGGUAUCAUCAACGUAAAGAUAAAGGGUGUUGGAGACUUUCACAGCGCUUAUUCCCGGGUUACAUUCAUUUUCAUUUGUCAAGAGGGUACGACAUUAGACGCAACACAGAGUAAUUGUGUUAAAUGUGCAAAGGGGACUUAUUGGAGCAUGACCAAAGAUUCGGUGUCAUGUCUUAAAUGCACGGAUCAUAUCAAGAACAGUACUACAAUAAAUGAUGGGUCGAAAUCAGUAUCAGACUGCCUUUGUCCACCUGGUACAUAUCUUAAAGAUUUGGAAUGUAUACCUUGCCCUCUGGGAACCACCUCGAACUCUUAUGGAUCGGAAAAUUGUCCCAUUAUUGCAGACGCUGAGAAGGGUCACAGCUCAUUCGAUAACAUGCCAAGUGCUAUAUCUUGUAAAGCAGGUACUUUCUUGAAGGGUGACGCUUGCGUUCCCUGUACUGUUGGAUACUAUUGCCUAGGCGGUAUUCUUCAGCCAUUCCGUUGUAGCCAUGGUAUGACAACGGAAAGAGCUGGAGCCAAAUCCGGGGAUGAUUGUCUAUGUGAUGCAGGAUAUGAGUGGUCAGAUGGUAGAUGUGUUCCAUGUGGAAGGACAUCGUACAAAGAAAACAUCGGUAAUAACCGCUGUACACCAUGUCCAUCGGUUGACGAUGCAAAAGGCAUGGUCUACACUCCAUCUUUUGGUUCAACCUCUAUCCGUGAGUGUAUUCAUUGUACACCUGGUUAUUAUUAUGAUGCUAACCGAUUACACUGUAUUCCAUGCCCUGCAGACUCUUUUUGCCCGGGAAAGGCCAUCAUCCCUUUGUUUUGUCCAAAUAAUACCGUUACAAAUGGUACAAACGCCGGUGGUAGGAACGAUUGUCUCUGUGUGAAGGGUUAUGGAUAUGCCUCAACUGCUCGUUUCAUCCUCUCGUUGGAUAAUAGCUGUACAAUUUGUCCUGUCAACACUUUCCAACAUGUCAACGGGACAAACAUGCCUUGUUUGCAAUGCCCCAAGAAUACUUACACAGUUGCUAAUGGCAGUGUAUCUUUAAGUGACUGUUUACCAGGGCCUGGUUUCUACAUUGCAGGUGGAGAUGGAUUUAAAACUAUGACAACACGAUUGGAAUCCAUUGAACCUUCCCAGUUACAGGCUUCCAGCGUCAAAUGCGUGGCAAAUGUAGAGUUUGAUGACUCCUUUUCUGUGACUGUAUUGGCAAAGUCAUUGCAAGUUUGUAUUGAUAUGUGUAAGAAUAACAUUUACUGUCGCUACGUGUAUUAUGGAGAUUCGGAAACCGGGGUUGCUCAUAAUGACAUUGUGCUUUCUGGUGAGGUUACUUAUAUAGCUUACCGCCCUUGCAAAAUGUUUAUGUAUUACGAAAGGAUAUCUGUUCCCAGUAUCGUGAAGACUAUGCAGCCUUUUGAUAAGCGUAUCCAUAGGUACCAAGUGCUCUGUGAAAUAUUCAGGGGUGUUAAUACAUUUGAACCUGAUAAAUUGGUUGUUCGACGUUGUCCUAUGAACCAUUAUUGUCCCGGUGGAGAUAAAUUUGGAAAAUACCAAUGCCCGGAGAAUUCAACAACACUGAUGGAUGGUGCCAACAAUAGCUCCCAUUGCUUGUGUCUUCCCGGUUUUGAGUUAUCUACUAGCUCGAGUGUGAAACGUUGUGUCUCAUGUAAAGAGGGUUUCUACAAGGAUAACACAUCCAAUGCUCGUUGCUUGCCUUGCCCACCUAUGAUGACGACAACUGGUAGAGGCGCCGUAUCUGCGAGCCAGUGUGUUUGCAACGUUGGUUACUUUGCAACCACUUCAAAUACCAUGAUGAGGCAAUUGUCGCGGGCUCGUAUGUUACCUCCAGUGCUUCCGCGUAGGUCAAGGCUUACAGAAUUCAUGAAGAACAAUUUCAACUUUUCCGGUGAAGGAGACACUUCAGAUAUAUUGGCUAACAUCACAUGCAAGAGAUGCCCUGAUGGAUAUGUUUGUCCUGGUAAAUGGUUGCCGAACUCGGAAUAUGUCGUUCACAACCCUCCUAUUUCGUGUCCAGAUGGAUCUGCGGUGCCUCAGCUCUCAGCUAGUGCCAACUCGCUGAGAAAGUGCAUCUGUAAACCUGGUUAUGGUGCAGGUACUGCGUUUCGCGAUGAUGUAUUUUUAUCGUGUCAGAAGUGUGCUCCUGGUACAUUCAGUGAAACCUAUAGUACAUCAACCUGCCAUGGACGUUGCAAUGAUUAUGCGAUAUCAUUCCCUGGUGCAUCUUCCUUUAAAGAUUGCUUCUGUCUCCCGGGGCGUUUUAUGACUUUGCAGCUAAUAGAAAACAAGGAGAAAUUUGUAUGUAAAAAAUGCUCUGAUGGUACCAUAUGUCCAGGAGGUUUUACGGUACGACAAUCUGGAGCUACUAUACCUGAUAAUCUCAAGGAGGCGAUAUUUUCUCAUACACCACAAUAUCCUCGCAUGGGUUACAUGGCUAUUUUCAAGAGGCAGCGUGCUGAAGGUUCCGAUAUACAGUGGUUGCCAAACAAACACGAUACCUACAUCAACGAACCCCCGACUCCAUCCCAAUUUGGAAAAUAUGAGCAUGUGGCCGAUAUACACCCUUGUGUAUACUCCAACCGUUGCAACAGUUUUGGAAAGGGUGGCUGUUCUGAAGGUUCCUACGGUUACCUCUGUGGUAAAUGCGCUCCCGGUUUCGACGCACGCUAUUUGCAAUCGGAUUGCGUGAGAUGUAAGCAUCCUCUUUUUGAGCUUUUGGAUUUGUUUGUGCCUCGCUUAAUACUCAUGUUUUUGGUUUGCUUAAUCUGCCAUAUGAACAAUCGAGCGACUACGGAUGGUAACUUCUCCAUAAUUGCCAUUUUCAAGAUCUGGUAUAUCUUUGAGCUUUCUUUAAUUCCUUUGGGUAUGCAACAACUGACGACGUCGUCUAGUUUGGUUCGUUUUUACAAUCUUUACCACAACUAUUUCUUCAAGCCCAUUCUACUGUAUGUGCACAAUGAGCGUCUGAAUUGUUGGAGACCCGCGAUCCAUCGAAUAUGGCAAAUUUUAAGAUCUUGGGGAGUUCCUUUGCCACCUGCUGAUACUCAUGAAGAUCUAGAUUACAACCACAUAUGGUAUAUGCAAAGGUUCUUGGGAUUGGCAAAGCCACUAAUCGAUGCUCUACUAUUGUGCAUACUUUAUUAUCCAUGCCGCCUGCUUUAUUCUCGUGUGGAAUCUUGGUCUGCAUCUUCUUCACGCAGGAUAUCAUUAGAUGAACGCAUAUUCUCGUUAACACGAAGGGUAAACAAUGAGAAUGAAGAAAUAAAAGAUAAAGAAGAAGCUGCUCUGUGCCUUAAGACGUUGGACGAUCCAUCGGCUCAUGAAACUAUCGGAAUGGCGUACAUAAAGCAUCGCAAACGGGGCAAAGUUUUCCUGAUACAGCAACUCAUGCUCUUGAUGGCAUUCCACUUACCGUCAGUAGUAGUCAAUAGUUUAGCCAUGUUAUGGUGUGGGUCGGUGAAAUACAAGGAUGGCGAUGCGGUCAAAGUACUUAUGCAUUUGCCAGAACAGAUUUGUGAUCCCAACAACCGGCUGUUCUUCAUAGGUCGUAUUGUAGGUUUAGCAAAUUUGGGACUGUGGCUUCUUAUGCUGGCCGUUUUGUUUGUCGCCCUGGCUAACUACAAAUACGGUUCACGAUCGUGGAACACUAUAUUCAUGGCUGGGAGCGAUACCAAUUGCCGCUGGUGGGAUGCUGUACAUCUGUCACGUCAGUUCCUCAUAGCGGUUUUGAUAGUCUGUCACUAUGGGAUUAGACCAAAGGGUGAUACAGAAUAUAUGCGCGCCGCCUGCUAUUUCAUUUUACACUUCAUCUAUGUGACCUUGCAUUUGACAUUUUCGCCUUACGAUAAAAGAAAUAAUGAAUCCUUCAACAACUUGGAGAGUUUGGUUCUCUUUAGCAACCUAUGUAUGUGUAUUUUCAUCCAGGGAAGCUAUUUCUACGAUUUUUCUGAUUUUGGUGGCUUCCCUAUCGUCGUUUCUCUUUUGGUUCACGUGAAGAUCAUAUGGACCAUAAUGUUAGAAUAUGGCCAUAUUCAGUUCGCCAACAUGAAGAACAAUGGAAAGGGUGAAUUAGCAAAUAUGAUAAUUGACUUUUUCUCAUUUGCAUUUGAACAUCGCACAGCAAAUGUAUAUUAUGACUACAAAAAUGACAACCUCGUUAUGGAAUCAUCCAAAAUACAAGAGCCAUACCGCAGUUUCUAUUAUAAUUUGGUAACUAGACCAUUGUUGAAGCUAGCACAUCUCACAGGCAUUUCCAUGAAGGGUACUGAAAAGAGGAAGAGUUACUCAUAUUCUCUUCAGAAUCGUGAUUUCUUGGUGGAGUGUAUCCGUAACACUAUACAGAGAUGUUCAGUUCUCAGGCAGGAUGUGGUUUUAUCGGACAAAUGGUUCUACUUUAUUACCCGUUACGUAUUUUGGUAUUGCCAUUGUCUGCAUGUUGACCUUUUCGACGAUAAACUAUCGGACAAUGAUUUGUUCCAUAAGAUUGUACUGUCUCAUUUUUCACCACAGGAAAACAUCUCAGAUGCUGCGUUGUCAAAUUUCUUCGUCAACUUCCCAAUUAAACGUUUAUCUGCUCAUAAUGCUUUCCAUCACAAUGGAGAUAUAUGUGACGGGAAGUGUGCUAUAUUCGCAGGAUCUAAGAGGAAACGCAAGGUCGAAGAAGUAGCGGAAAGUUUGCUCGUUGAAUGUUUAUUCGACACGGUAUAUGAUCUAGGUCCAGUUACAUUGGUAGAGUUCUACUUAGGACUGUUGUCAUUGAACCAUUUCCAUGAGUCAGUUCUUAUCCGUAUGUUCGACGCUUAUAGGAUACACGCUCUCUAUCUGAAGGAUGAAAGAGGUUUCCGUCUUUUGAGGGAAGCUGAUGCACUUAACGAAAACAUCAACAACCUCAAAGGGGAAAUUGAAAAAACAGAAAAUGGUACAGCUGCAUUGCAACGUCACACCCUUGCUUCGGACAUAGAGGAGCUUGAAACGGAUAUUGCUAAGUUAAACGAUACCAUUGACCGUGAGCGUCAAGUAAUCAUGGCUGGUCGUGCUGCUGCCGCCGUUGCAUUGAAUCUGCACUUAGGUGUAGAUAAUAUAGUUUCUGCCGAUUUGAGUUACGAUGAUAUUCUGUCGGCAAUAUCGCAGCAAACUAACACUGCAACAGACCCAUCCGAUCGUAGGAAGGGACUUCUGGUACCUGUGAACAGGUCGCAACGAUAGACGUGGCACUGAGCCUAUUUGACUCCUGUG
Babesia bovis T2Bo is the source of this 8937-nucleotide messenger RNA. Its product is annotated as GCC2 and GCC3 domain containing protein. Lineage: Eukaryota; Apicomplexa; Aconoidasida; Piroplasmida; Babesiidae. The record is from RefSeq and is a predicted model, not a curated record. The transcript has a single exon. The coding region runs from base 61 to 8907 and encodes 2948 amino acids.